UCCCAUCCUUUCCUGCCCCUUCCUUUACGACCCCAAUCCCAGGAUGGCUCUGGUGGUGACCCCCUGGCAGGAGGAGCUUCCCGGGGGUCCCCCAGGGGUCCUUCCACAGCUGCCAGCCCCAGCCCCCCAGGAGCCCAGCGGGGGCAGCAGCGGGGAGGGCAAGGCGUCGGCGUCGGCCGUGGACUGCCUGGUGUGUGGGGACAAGGCCAGCGGGAAGCACUACGGACAGUUCACCUGCGAGGGCUGCAAGAGCUUCUUCAAGCGCUCUGUCCGCCGCAACCUCAGCUACACCUGCCGUGCCAGCCGCCAGUGCCCCGUCGACCAGCACCACCGCAACCAGUGCCAGCACUGCCGCCUCACCAAGUGCCUCAAGGUCGGCAUGCGCCGUGAAGCCGUGCAACGAGGGCGCAUGGCUCCCACACAGCCCAGCCCGGGCCAGUACCCCUUCACCAACGGGGACCCCUACAAUUGCCACUCCUACCUGACGGGCUUCAUCUCCCUCCUCCUCCGGGCAGAGCCCUACCCCACUUCCCGCUAUGGGGCCCAGUGCCUGCAGCCCAACAACAUCAUGGGCAUCGAGAACAUCUGCGAGCUGGCCGCCCGCCUCCUCUUCAGCGCCAUCGAGUGGGCCAAGAACAUCCCCUUCUUCCCGGACUUCCAGCUGGCCGACCAGGUCUGCCUUCUGCGCAUGACCUGGAGCGAGCUCUUUGUCCUCAACGCCGCCCAGUGCUCCAUGCCUCUCCACGUGGCUCCCCUCCUGGCUGCCGCCGGCCUACACGCCUCACCCAUGUCCGCCGACCGUGUGGUGGCCUUCAUGGACCACAUCCGCGUCUUCCAGGAGCAGGUGGAGAAGCUGAAGGCCCUGCACGUUGACUCGGCCGAGUACUCUUGCCUGAAGGCCAUUGUCCUCUUCACCCCAGAUGCGGUGGGGCUGACGGACUUGUGCCACGUGGAGAACGUCCAGGAGAAGUCCCAGUGUGCCUUGGAAGAGUACGUCCGGAACCAGUACCCCAACCAGCCCAGCCGCUUUGGGCGCCUCCUCCUGCGCCUCCCCUCCCUGCGCAUCGUCUCCGCCCCUGUGAUUGAGCAGCUGUUCUUUGUGCGCUUGGUAGGCAAGACCCCCAUUGAGACGCUGAUUCGAGACAUGCUCCUUUCGGGGUCCAGCUUCAACUGGCCCUACAUCUCCAUGCAGUGAAAGCAGCCGGGGGUUGGAGGCCGUGACUGCAGCCUUGUUGUUGCCUUUGCCCCCAAACUGGGCGGUGGGGGCCUUGUUGGUGUGCAGACAGCGGUGGGCUGUCACUCAGGGAGCCAGAGCGUCUCACCUGUGCUCCCUCCAAAAUGGCCGCCCUUGAGACAACCAGGAAAUGACAUCAAGGAGGCGGAGCUUGAGAGCGCUCCCCCAGUUUCUUCUAAUCCCAAGGGGGGUGGGAGUGACUUUGGAAAAGCAAUUCCCGCCCUUCCAUAUUUAUAUCGCAGACAAAACAAAAUAGCAGCCAUUUUCUUAAAAUGAGCUUGAUCCUCUGAUGGUUAUUUUUUAAAAAUGUGCUUUGUCUACAAGAAUGUCCUUGCCCCUCAAGGAAUUAUCCUGGAACGAGGGCAUUACGGAUUGAGAACCUGAGAUCUUUUGUUGUCCCAUUUCUAAGAGAUUUCUAUAGCUUCGUUGGUGGGUCUUCCUUGGGCCCACCUUCUCAACUGGUGAAUGUUUUCUUGUUAGUGUGUUGGCGACUAGAGGCCAAGGUGAACGGCCCGCCUAGGAGAAGGUUUGCAGUAGGUUGCGAUACAAACUUGGUGACGCGCAAAAACAUGUGUGGCUAGCUGAGCCACAAUCGUGCAAUGGCACCUCAAACAAUCUUUCACCUUCCCUUUUGCGUUUGUGCAUAAAUGUGUAAAGAGGGAGAAAAAGGGCUGGGGCAAUUGGGGGGAAAAAAGACUUGCCUCUUCAGAAUGAUCA
Messenger RNA from Zootoca vivipara (common lizard), 1951 nucleotides. Its product is annotated as nuclear receptor subfamily 2 group F member 5-like. Gene Ontology annotation, biological process: regulation of DNA-templated transcription. The record is from RefSeq and is a predicted model, not a curated record. Gene Ontology annotation, molecular function: zinc ion binding; sequence-specific DNA binding; DNA-binding transcription factor activity. NCBI's taxonomy places the organism in Eukaryota, Metazoa, Chordata, Lepidosauria, Squamata, Lacertidae.